AAGGUCUCACACUCUUGCUUCCAGUUGUCGAAGUUUUCGGCAGUUACUCCAUCAUGCCGGAGCCCUCUAAGUCCGCCCCGGCCCCGAAGAAGGGCUCCAAGAAGGCGGUGACCAAGGCGCAGAAGAAGGACGGCAAGAAGCGCAAGCGCAGCCGCAAGGAGAGCUACUCGGUGUAUGUGUACAAGGUGCUGAAGCAGGUGCACCCCGACACCGGCAUCUCGUCCAAGGCCAUGGGCAUCAUGAACUCGUUCGUCAACGACAUCUUCGAGCGCAUCGCUGGCGAGGCGUCGCGCCUGGCGCACUACAACAAGCGCUCGACCAUCACGUCGCGGGAGAUCCAGACGGCCGUGCGCCUGCUGCUGCCCGGGGAGCUGGCCAAGCACGCCGUGUCCGAGGGCACCAAGGCGGUCACCAAGUACACCAGCGCCAAGUGAGUCCGCCCACCCAGAAAGGUAGCCUCAGCCUGUACCACAAAGGCUCUUUUAAGAGCCACUCACUUCUCCAAAGAGAACUGGCACUCACAGCUCUUGUCGUGCACACUUAUUUGCUACAUGAAAUAGUUUCCAAGUUCCAUUGAUCUUGUUAGAAAGUGCUUUGCAAUGCAACUGUCACAU
Sciurus carolinensis (gray squirrel) is the source of this 614-nucleotide messenger RNA. Its product is annotated as histone H2B type 1-K-like. Bases 54 to 434 code for a protein of 126 amino acids. Gene Ontology annotation, cellular component: nucleosome. The transcript has a single exon. The record is from RefSeq and is a predicted model, not a curated record. NCBI's taxonomy places the organism in Eukaryota, Metazoa, Chordata, Mammalia, Rodentia, Sciuridae. Gene Ontology annotation, molecular function: protein heterodimerization activity; DNA binding; structural constituent of chromatin.